Molecule: messenger RNA, 705 nt
Organism: Colletotrichum phormii
Lineage: Eukaryota; Fungi; Ascomycota; Sordariomycetes; Glomerellales; Glomerellaceae
Exons: 1
Coding region: 203-598 (131 amino acids)
Source: RefSeq, a predicted model, not a curated record
GCAGCAGGCUAGCAGCAACAGGAGCUAGGAAUAAGACCCAAGACCCAAGCAAGCAAGGGCCGGGAAGGGAAACGAGAGACUGGGUGCAGGCAAGAGCUGCAGCGAAGCGAUUGUGGUGGUGGUGGUGGUGGUGUAUUCCCUCUCUGUACGAAUAGGUACGAACACAGAGAGAUUUGUGUCUCUCUUUCGCUUUUGCCGGGGGAUGCUGGCUUCACCAAGUUCACCAACAGAGACAAAGGUGCGAAGGCGGAGGCGGAGAGCGGUGGGAACACUGGGAAUACUCCGUACGGAGGAGAAUGAAUCAGUUGACGAUAAUGACAAAAAAGCCGAGGAAAACGAAUGGAGUCUAGCUAGGCAGGCACACCGUAGGCUUAAGAACAGGCAAGGAAGAAGAGAGAAAGAGAAAAGAUUCCAAUAUCGAAAAAGAAGGUGGAUCAAGGAAGACGAGUUACAGGUAAAGAGGCAGAAGCCAGGUCACGGCUGCGGGUUGUUUUCUGGGAGCGAGAAAAAGGUACCUAGGGAUUGGGGGGGUGUCACGGUGACUACGGAUACCGUGGAUGAUCAUGAAUUGGCAUGGGGAGUAUCAGUAGAAAUUUAGAAUGGCACAAUUGGGAAAUCCGAGGAGGACGAGGGGGGAAAGGGAUUAGACGCUAGGGACGAGACGGUGAUGGUGUGGAUUUCUUGGGAAGUUGGGAUGGAGAUGGC